Molecule: messenger RNA, 1548 nt
Organism: Nematolebias whitei (Rio pearlfish)
Lineage: Eukaryota; Metazoa; Chordata; Actinopteri; Cyprinodontiformes; Rivulidae
Gene: pnpo
Product: pyridoxamine 5'-phosphate oxidase
Exons: 7
Coding region: 5-835 (276 amino acids)
Biological process (GO): pyridoxal 5'-phosphate biosynthetic process; pyridoxine biosynthetic process
Molecular function (GO): FMN binding; pyridoxamine phosphate oxidase activity
Source: RefSeq, a predicted model, not a curated record
CAGCAUGAGGCGCAUACUCAGUACAAUUAUAAGACAUUUCGGCUUGUUGGACAGAAAUCUCCCCUCCUCUCAUAACUGUCAGUCAGUGGGGGAACGAAGCGUUGUGGGGCUGAAUUUCUGCAGUAAAAAGGCGAGUGAACGCAGCAGGAUGGACCUGAGUAACAUGAGGAAGAAAUACAAAGCAGAUGAAGAGUGCUUUGAGGAGAGCCAGCUCGUGUCUCUGGACCCCAUCAAGCAGUUUGGGAACUGGUUCGAUGAAGCGACAAAGUGUCCUGAAAUCGGAGAGGCCAAUGCGAUGUGCGUCGCCACCGCCGCCAAAGACGGACGUCCAUCGGCUCGGAUGGUUCUCCUGAAAGGUUUCAGCAGCGACGGUUUUCGUUUCUUCACAAACUAUGAGAGCAGGAAGGGCGUUGAGCUGGACAGUAAUCCAUUCGCCUGCCUGGUUUUCUACUGGGAACCUUUGAACCGACAGGUCCGGAUCGAGGGCUCCGUGGAGAGAAUCCCCCACCAGAGCUCCUGCGAAUACUUCCACUCGCGACCGAAGAGCAGCCAGAUCGGAGCCGUAGUGAGCCGACAGAGCAGCCCGAUCCCUAACAGAGACUGUUUACGGCAGAAAAAUGCAGAACUGGGAGACGAGUACAAGGACAAAGAAGUACCGAUGCCCGACUACUGGGGCGGCUACCUGGUCAAACCGACCUCCAUCGAGUUCUGGCAGGGUCAGACCAACAGGCUUCACGACCGCAUCGUCUUCACAAAGAAGGAGGUCGGAGAGAAGCUCGGCGAGUUCCAGAGAGGAGCGGCGGGAGGAUGGGCGUACCAGCGACUCUCUCCGUGAGCGCCGCCACGAGACGGCGGCGGUUCCUCCUGAACGUCAUGUGACCUUAAAAUAAAAACAUCUAAAGGUAGUUUGUUAAACGUCUUCGAACUCAUCCGUUUACUGUAAAUCAAGAAAAGUGAAGUUUUCUGACCGACUCAUCCUCAUCAGAUGAUUCACAGAUUAUCAUUUUUAUUUAUCUUUUAGGGUGAAAUUAGCUGAGUUUCACAACCGCACGGUCCAGUUGUGAGAAAAGGAUCAGUUUAACCCCAGAAUAAGUGCAGACAGUUGCUGCUUCUCUGGGUACGGGCAGCAGCCGAACAACUCCUGCGAGUGGUUCCCUGUCAGCGCAGCACUGGCUGAGUUUUACAGCUCCUUUAUGCACGACUGAUGCUCGAGUCAAAGUGAAAAUAACUGGAGAAAAGACACGUUUAUUGGAAAAUAUUAAGGCAGAAAAACUCAAACUUGGUGCAAAAGCAGCAAAAGUGCAAAUAAAAAAAACUUCCUGAAUAUUCCAGAAUAUUUUGAGAUUAGAAGACAGUCUAGCUGCUUAGAAUGAAAAUAUAACGAAAUGAGGGAUGACUUAAGACUUUUGCACAGUGCUGUAUAUGAUUUGUACGUACGUUUUUCCCCCCCCCCCCAAAAUAAUUAUUAAUUACGAAUAAAACCAGUUCUUGCAGAAGGCUGUAGGAUACAUUUUAAAAAUCCAAACCUCCAUAAAUUUAAUGUUCUUC